Staurois parvus is the source of this 738-nucleotide messenger RNA. The record is from the annotation of a GenBank genome assembly. Lineage: Eukaryota; Metazoa; Chordata; Amphibia; Anura; Ranidae.
AAUGUCUGUGCAUCUUAUGGAGCGGCCGGCCCGGAAUUCCCACCGCUACCGUGUUAGAAUACCGGGCCGGCCACUCGGCUCUUCUGUGCUCCUCGGCCCUACCUGUUCCUCGGUCCAGUAGUGUCCUCAUCGUCUUUUCUUCCCGGCACCGGCAUCUUUAGUCUGGGUGCUCACUGUGCUGCACUUUGUACGCAGUGUUUGGUUAUCUCCUGUACUAUGUCCACAGUCUCCGGUCAUCUCCUGUACUUUGUCCGCUGUCUCCGGUCAUCUCCUGUACUAUGUCCGCAGUCUCCGGUCAUCUCCUGUACUAUGUCCGCAGUCUCCGGUCAUCUCCUGUACUAUGUCUGCAGUCUCCGGUCAUCUCCUGUACUUUGUCCGCAGUCUCCGGUCAUCUCCUGUACUAUGUCCGCAGUCUCCGGUCAUCUCCUGUACUAUGUCCGCAGUCUCCGGUCAUCUCCUGUGCUAUGUCCGCAGUCUCCGGUCAUCUCCUGUGCUAUGUCCGCAGUCUCCGGUCAUCUCCUGUGCUAUGUCCGCAGUCUCCGGUCAUCUCCUGUGCUAUGUCCGCAGUCUCCGGUCAUCUCCUGUGCUAUGUCCGCAGUCUCCGGUCAUCUCCUGUGCUAUGUCCGCAGUCUCCGGUCAUCUCCUGUGCUAUGUCCGCAGUCUCCGGUCAUCUCCUGUGCUAUGUCCGCAGUCUCCGGUCAUCUCCUGUGCUAUGUCCGCAGUCUCCGGUCAUCUCCU